CACACACACGCGCGCGCGCGCACACGCACACGCACACACACAGGUAUCACGGAAGUGGCGUCACGGAGCACGGGAAGAGAGGAGGGGGUUUGGGAUGAAGCGUUUCAGAGAGCAAGAUGGCAGCAAAAUCCGAUGGCGCGGGGGUCGUUACCGGUUUCGCGCAGCUGCACAACCUGGACGAGGCGCUCGGCGACGACGAUGGGCUGGACAGCUCGGCCAUACACAUCUGCCACUGCUGCAACACCUCGUCAUGUUACUGGGGCUGCAGGAGCGCGUGUCUCCAGACGCUUUUGGGCGAACGCGACGCUGGAGAGCGCGGGCGGCCGACGCAUCAGCAGCCGCCGGAGGAGCGCCUGUGGCUGGACUGCCUCUGGAUCAUCCUCGCGCUGCUCGUCUUCUUCUGGGACGUCGGGACGGACUUGUGGCUGGCUAUGGACUACUACUCCAAACGGGACUAUCUGUGGUUCGGGCUCACCCUGUUCUUCGUGCUGGUGCCGUCGGUGCUGGUCCAGAUUCUGAGCUUCAGGUGGUUCGUCCAGGACUGCACGGGCGGUGGGCUCGCGGGCGCGGAGGGGCUCAGCAGAAAAGCCACGGCCGAUCUCAGCUCGCGCAUCUACGGCAGGGACAGGUGCUGUGUGAUCUCCAUAUGGAUAUGGCAUGCCUGUGUGCACAUCCUUCAGAUGGGACAAGUGUGGAGGUAUAUCCGCACGCUGUACUUGGGUAUCCAGAGUCGGCGACAGAAGGAACACAGGCGGCGCUUCUACUGGGCGAUGAUGUACGAGUAUGCUGACGUCAACAUGCUCCGUCUGCUGGAGACGUUUUUGGAGAGUGCCCCCCAACUGGUGCUACAACUCUGUAUAAUGAUCCAGAAGAACCAGGCCGAGACACUGCAGUGUGUCUCCUCCGUUGCCUCCCUGCUCUCGCUGGCCUGGGUCCUGGCUUCGUACCACAAGCUCCUGCGCGAUUCCAGAGAUGACAAAAAGAGCAUGAGCUACAGGGGCGCGCUGAUCCACAUCUUCUGGAGGCUUUUCACGAUAACCUCUCGGGUGCUCUCCUUCGCCCUCUUCGCUUCCAUCUUCCACAUCUACUUCGGCAUCUUCGUGGUUGUGCACUGGUGCGCCAUGGCGUUCUGGAUUGUGCAUGGAGGCACUGAUUUUUGCAUGUCCAAAUGGGAAGAGGUGCUCUUCAACAUGGUGGUGGGCAUCGUCUACAUCUUCUGCUGGUUCAACGUGAAGGAGGGCCGAACACGGUACCGCAUGGUGAUCUACUACUUUGUGGUGCUUGCCGAAAACACGGUGCUUACUUGCCUGUGGUACGCCUACCGAGACCCAGUCAGCACUGACUCCUACGCAGUGCCGGUGCUCUGCGGAGUUUACCUAACCUUCGCCUCAGGGGUGGUUUUCAUGGGCAUCUACUAUGGGUUCCUUCAUCCGAUGGGACCUAAAAUAAGGGUGCUAGCUAGCUCCUGUUGUGCCGAGCUUCUCUGGGGACUUCCGUUACCCCCGGAGGCCGAGCCCAUGGCACCCACUCCUGGUCCGCGAGCGUCCCAACCCACUCCCUCUCGGGCUUCCAUGGGGGCCUUUGGCCAACCGGAUGAUACCACGGCAGACACCUGCCUGCCCGUGUUUCAGGUGCGCUCGCCCGAGCCCACCACUCCCUUGGGCCGUUACAGGCCGGAGGGACCUCUGAUCAAGAUCGACAUGCCCAGGAAACGCUACCCGGCCUGGGACGCGCACUUCGUGGACAGGCGCUUGAGAAGGACGAUAAACAUCCUGCAGUUCAUCACGCCCGCGACCGUCGGGAUCAGGUACAGGGACGGACCGCUGCUGUACGAGCUCCUGCAGUACGAGUCAUCCCUGUGAUGGCUGGCUCUCUCCGUCAUUUAGUUUCAGAUCUGCCACAUUUCUCAAAAUGCAUGCCAUUUUGGUUUCCGUAUAAAUGAUAUAAAUGUGUGUAAAAGAGUGUAAGCAUCAAGCAUUGCACUUUUUUCUUUUACGUGAAUAGCCUCCUGAAGAUGUGUACAUAUUUUAUAUGUAUAUACUGUCUCUUUUUUACAAUAUCUGUGUCCCCAUGAAGGUAUGUAUAGGCGCUUUUCCACUGCAUAGUACGGUACGGUUCGGUUC
Molecule: messenger RNA, 2123 nt
Organism: Pimephales promelas (fathead minnow)
Lineage: Eukaryota; Metazoa; Chordata; Actinopteri; Cypriniformes; Leuciscidae
Gene: xkr6a
Product: XK related 6a
Biological process (GO): apoptotic process involved in development; phosphatidylserine exposure on apoptotic cell surface; engulfment of apoptotic cell
Cellular component (GO): plasma membrane
Source: RefSeq, a predicted model, not a curated record